ACAUUUGCUCGUUGUAUUCGAAGCCAAGAGACAGGGAGAGAGAGCCUCCCAACCAUUUCUCUUCUCUCCUCAUAUCUCUUCUUUCUCUGCUGACUCUUCGGGGAAAUUCAACUAUUCAAGGUUCAAUUCACAGUAAAAAUGAAAAAAUUACAGUUCAUGUUAGAUGGAUGACUGUCCAAUCCCACUCUGAAAUUUCAGGCUUGGAAAGUGUUAAGAGAUUUGUGAGAAAUGAAUGGUUUCAGGCUUGGGUUAAUCGACUGUGUCAGGAAUGGAUCUGUGAAACUGUGAUAACGGCGGGAAGUUUGCUGGCGUUUGGUAGUUAUUGUCCAACUGUGGUUGGAUUUGCUCUCGGCUAUUAUGUGGAGAUCCAUUUCGAGUGCUAUUGCGGGCUUUGGACAGAAGAAGGACUGUGCUGAGGCGAGGCGUGCUUGUGAUGAAUUCUCGGAUGAUGAUGAUGAGAUAUGUUCUAAUGACAGCGGUGAUGAAGGCCUAGAAUGCCCGAUAUGUUGGGAAUCUUUCAACAUUGUCGAGAAUGUGCCCUAUGUGUUAUGGUGUGGCCACUCCAUCUGCAAGAAUUGUCUCUUGGGGCUUAAGUGGGCUGCUUUGAAGAUCUCGGCACAACAAAUUCAGGUCCCGUUGUUCAUCUCCUGCCCUUGGUGCAAUUUGCUGACAUUUCGGCUCGUUUACAAGGGAAAUCUCAGAAUCCCGAGCAAGAACUUCUUCCUGCUAUGGAUGGUGGAGAGCAGAAACGGCGAUAGAGUCAAGUCUCCUUUGUGCACUGAUCACCAACAAUCAUGGCCCCCGAGGUGCACUUCGGCUGUUGAGAACAGCCCCGCCAAUGUGAACCACAGGAGGCCUCACGCUCAUACCUCUGCUUCUCAGAGGCCCCAAUUUUCCCUUCACAAAUCCCUCGAUUUCUUCCUCCGCUUUACAUCCAAGUUUCCACUCGUCAUCGUCCUCCUCCUCCUCGUCAUAUUCGCUAUCCCUUCCAGUGCUGCCAUCCUGGUGGUAUACUUGGUCAUCACAAUCGUCUUUGCAGUCCCGUCUUUUCUAGUACUGUAUUUUGCAUAUCCCGCCUUGCAUUGGCUAGUGAAAGAGAUAACCAGUUGAGAAUGGUUUCCCAUCAUCCUAUUUCAACGUAUCUCGUUCAGAUUUGUACUCUUUAGUCUUUCCUGGUGUACAGAGAUCUCUCUUUGUAAUCAUAAACCCUAAUCUCAGCUCUCCUCGAUUAUCAAUUUCAUCUCAGUUUGUAUCAAGGAUGCUGUAAAUAUAUGUUUCUUGGAAUGAAGUCCAUGUUUAGUCUCUAUUUGGAGGCUCUUCUA
Molecule: messenger RNA, 1322 nt
Organism: Ipomoea triloba (trilobed morning glory)
Lineage: Eukaryota; Viridiplantae; Streptophyta; Magnoliopsida; Solanales; Convolvulaceae
Exons: 2
Coding region: 358-1110 (250 amino acids)
Source: RefSeq, a predicted model, not a curated record